UUUUAUUGACUGACUGACUGACUGAUUGUUUUGUUUAUUGGAGUGUUGCAAUGUUUACUUGUAAAAUGGUCAACUAAAACCACCCCGCAAUAAUAUGAAAUCAGACCAAAUAAUUGUGAAUUUGUUCCUGUGUUUCGUUUUUGGUGCAACCAUUUUUAUUUACGGCUUCUUUCCUAUUUCAUUCAAAAAUGGUAAAACAGCCACCGCAGACGAUUUACCUGAUGUUGUUCUUGAUGUUCCACUCAACACGAGCGGUUAUCGUUCACGUCACUCCCAUUCAGUAUUAAUGGUUAUCGAUGCCAUGCGAUUGGAUUUUGCGAUGCAAAAUGAAUCAAUGAAAUAUUUCUCCAAAUUGAUGAAGAAUGACGAUGCGUGUCUAUUUCAUCUUAAAGUUCAACCGCCAACUGUUACACUGCCAAGAGUAAAGGCAAUGAUAUCAGGAACCGUUCCAAACUUCAUAGACGUUGUGCUCAAUCUGGGCAAUUCAGAAUUAAAGACUGACUCUUUCGUUCACCAAUUGCUGCUAAAGAAGCAGAGGAUAUCAUUUUGUGGAGACAACACUUGGGUGAAAAUGUUUCCGAAUAAAUUCCAUCGACAGCUGGAGAACAUGGAUUCAUUGUUUGUGAACGAUUUUUACGAGGGUGACAAAAAUAUUACUCAUCGGCUUGAAAGUGAGCUGAAGUCUGCGGAUUGGGAGCUGCUGAUUUUACACUAUUUGGGACUUGAUCACAUUGGACACGUUGAAGGCCCGAAAAGCCCAAAAAUCCAUACGAAGUUGCAAGAAAUGGAUAAUGUUAUCAUGAGAAUACAUCUGGAGAUUUUAGACUGGAAAAAACGACUGAAACUUCCAUCAUUGUUUCUAAUCACCGGUGAUCAUGGAAUGAGAGAUACAGGUGGACACGGAGGUAGCACUUUUGGUGAGACAAACAUUCCUUUAAUGGUCGUCGGUGCAGGAUGCCGACAAACUGAAGAGAUCUAUCAACAAAUUGACAUUGCUCCGACUGUGUCUGUACUACUGGGACUACCGAUACCAGAUUCAAGCAUUGGAUCGUUGAUAACGGAUAUGCUUGUCGAUUUAAGCUACGAAGAUCAACUGUAUGCGUUGAACUACAAUAGCGAGAGACUUCUCAAAAUGAUUACCGAAAAGAUUACAGAAAGUGAGCUUCGGAACAACGAAUUUUUCACUCAAUUAAUGGAAGCCAAGGUCUUACACGCCAAGUUUCUACGUAAAACGGAGAACCUUGAAAUUGCCUACAAACGUUGCAAGCUGCUCUACUCGUCGUCAUCCCGAGCAAUGAGUGACCUCUUAUCAACUUUCUACGUUAAAUAUGAUCAAAUAAGCGUAGCACUGGGCGUAGCAUUGAUGACUGCGACGUGCAUCGUUCUUAUACGCUUUGUGAUGUCAGAUAAUUUCAGCGACACCAUAACCAUCGGUUUGAAAAUUCCAACGGUCAUAUCCAUUUGUGUAUUGAGUGCCGCUCUGAAGCAUUUAAUAUGCGAGUUCUCUGACUGUAGUUUAUGCUUGAAUCUACCCGUCUCGUACAUAUUCACACUAGCUACGGUGGUUGUGACAUUCUUCUUGCUUACAAUGUCAAAUUUAAAAUCGAAUUGGUCGAACAUCCAGUCAACAUUUUCCGGUUCAAAGUUGAUUCGAAUUUUAUUGUUUGCAACGUUGGUUCAUACAUUUUCACUUGCCAGUAGUUCGUUCGUUGAAGAAGAGCAUCAGACGUGGUACUUCAUUACUCACACUUUUUUGCUGAUUAUUUGUAUAAUGUCGCUGAAAAAGCGGCAGACCGAGCAAUGGUUUCUGAAUGCGGAACUGUUAAAACCCGAAAAUCGACAGAAACGAACCGGGGCUUGGAGUGUGUUCGAACGGUUCUUCUUCGAAUUCAAUUGGUUUAUGCUAUUCGGGCUUCUGUUGGUGGGACGACGACUAAAUCAAACUGGUGAUAAAUGGCUUAGUUUACCGGACAUUGGAGAUUUUUUGACCACGGAAGAGCAUCGCCUGUGGAAUAGUUGCUUUGUGGUCGUUUCUCUGUGCGCCAUGAUCUACAAACUAACCGAUUUUAAUGGGACCCUGACGAAUGUCUUAACGUUUACAGCCGCGGUGCUAAUUUAUUAUUAUCGCACGUUAAACGGCCACGUAUACUUUGCUGGAAUCAAACCAUCUGAGUCACAUUCUUCCAUCACGAUUUUCUGGUUGAACAUUCUCGAAAUCGUUUGCAUCAACUGUGUCCCGAUUUUCUACAAAUAUUUAAAACGGACCCAUUCAAGAGCCGAUCUGCAAAACGCCCUCGGUGUCAACGUUACGAUAUUUUGCCUUGUUUCGGCACUGUUGCACAAGCCACACAACAUUUACCUGAAUUUUGUGAUUUUAUUGACAUGCGACAUGCUCAACACUUCGUGCAACCAGCUGUUCGGCGGACGAAACAAUUUACUGGUUAAAGUGGUGGGACACUACUGGAUCGGCAAAAUGUUUUUCUUUUAUCAGGGAAAUUCAAAUAGUUUGGCUUCGAUUGAUCUCAAUGCCGGCUACGUUGGCUUGCAAAAUUUUAAUUUUGCCACAGUCGGUGUGUAUCUGACGCUGAACACAUUCAAUGGACUUAUACUGACUUACCUAAUUCUUCUAUACAAUAUAUUUGAUGUACAGAGCAACGAUCGAAGCAAAAGCGACAUUCCUUACACCAUGGGACUCACAAGUCUUCUAGUCAUACUUCCAUUUACGUUUUACGCGUUCGUUACCAUCUGGUUCCAAAGUCACAUCUUCAUUUGGACCGUAUUUUCGCCAAAAUUAAUUUACGAAUUUUACCAUUUAUGUUUAGUUAGUUUUUUAAUUUGUUUAACUCGAAUUUUCCACAAAUUUGUUUAUUAAAUGAGUGCUGCAAAAAGCAUUGCAAAGGCC
Molecule: messenger RNA, 2902 nt
Organism: Bradysia coprophila
Lineage: Eukaryota; Metazoa; Arthropoda; Insecta; Diptera; Sciaridae
Gene: PIG-G
Product: phosphatidylinositol glycan anchor biosynthesis class G
Biological process (GO): GPI anchor biosynthetic process
Cellular component (GO): endoplasmic reticulum membrane
Source: RefSeq, a predicted model, not a curated record